AUGGCCCACGCCUGGCUAGACUCACUGUCUGACGAUUGGCCGUCGCAAAACGACUCUGAUAAUUCCCACGAUGACCUUCCGCUGCUUCUUGACACGCCUGAGCGUGUAUCACCGUCAAAACAUGCCUCGCACGCGAGUCGGAUACCAUUGCGGUCUGCUGGAUCGAAGCCGAUUUACUCCCCGUCCAAUCCUAACAGUAGCAAUGUGUUAAUUGAACGGAGUGCAAAUGAAAUCAAUAUGCCACGAAACCGACCGUCGCCAUCUAAGUUGUCACACGAAAUAAGGCCAAGCCAAACAUACGAUCGGGUAGUAUCCCAUGAUAGUGAUGGAUCUGUGGUUCAUAACAAGACGAAUGCUGGCUCAUCGCCUCAUAAGGAGGGAGAAACGCCAGAAUGGAAGCGCCGACUAGUCUAUGGGGAGCUAGGCUAUGGCGAACAAAAGGAUUUGUUUUGUUCCGCCGCAACUGGUUUACAAGACAUGUUCAAGCCACCUGUGCCCAAGGCGGAUGAGACAAACCUUAGCCCAACAAAUAUGCGAAAUGCCGACGAUACAAUGCCAUCGAGCCCUCCAUUAUAUGAAUAUGGCAUCGAAGAAGAAAUCGACAGGCUUGUAAACCUCGCUGAAGCAGAAGAAAACCAGUUUCCAGAUCAAGUCACGCCCAGUCCGAGCCCUAGGAGGAUAAAACGAGGUGUCAAUUAUAGAGCUACAUCAGGAGCUGCAGCAGACGACACCGAACAUUUCGAAACAAACCUAUACGAAGAAACUCCGAUACGUCCAAAGGAAUCUGAUGUGGCUUUUGGUCAGACGCUUGCUGUCCCCUCUAAUGAUGAGGGCACGAGUCGGCACACCUGUGGCCAAAGUGUUGUCAGAAAUGAAAACUUCAGUUCUAUUAUUAUUGGCAAGCAAACGCAGAUAUCAAAGCUACCCACUCUGGAGCCUGAGGACGGCGUGACAGAAGAUCUUCACAGCAAGCUAGAGCAACUACGCAUAAGCCAAUCCAGGAACUCCUCGCCACAAGUUGAACACAAGUAUACUCACAGCCGGACAACCUCAACAGGGAGUGCGUUUGCAGGACAUGUCAACCCCGCCUUCCGCCGGAGUGGAGAUACUCAACUCUUUCACGAUGGGAUUCAUGCUGGAAUCGGUGUUGAUACGUCUGAGAUGCUGCCAGAGGAGUCACUCCAAGCCAGCACACCGAAGGAAUACCCAUCCGUCCGCACUUAUAGCCCCAAACCCAAGACACAGCAAAGUUUUGAUGCGAGCCCCGAACUUCCCAAUGUUCCUUUCUCAAGCCCUCAAAAGGGUGCACAGCAAGGCGAAAACCGAACGAUCUCUGGAAGUCCCCUGAAGCUGUUUGGACCAUACGAUACUUUCACGAACCAGACACUAUUGCGCCGAAUCAGCCAGUUUGAAGAUGUAAAUUCUGCCAGCGUAUCCGAAGAAUCAAACUUGCUAAAUAAUCGAGAUGAGGAUGACAGUGAUCACGAGAAUACCGACGCUGCUGAACAAAAACAGUCUAUUAGUUUCUUUGGCGAUGGCCAACUCGAUGGGUUUGCUUUUACAGCAGAUAUCACUGGCGAUGGCCAAGGCAAAAGAACAGCUGAAUCUCUAUACAGCUCCCCUGGCCCAUCCUAUCCUCUCUCUACUAACCAUACGGAUGGCUUGCUUCGGACUGAUCUCCGGCCUGCGGAACGGGGACUUGGUCGCUCGCUUGGACCUGCUGCCAGAAUUAGCAGACACACUUCCCUUUCUUUUCGCCAAGAUGAUGCCAUAUCGUCCGUGGAAAGCCUAUUGGAAUCCAAGCGGCCGCGUACAUCACCAGUGAAAGACCCAACUCCCAAGAGAAGACGCACGCUGCAUAGAUCCGACAUUGCGUACGAAGAACAAGACAACUCGCAAGAUGAUACACGCUACAAUCCCGGAAAGAAGAGAAAGGAUGCUUUGCCCGGUGAAUUCCAACUUGCAUCACCCGAUGUCCUAGCUGCCAGGGAGAUUCUGGAAGCUCGAAGUCCAACACCUCCUCGACAUCGUCAACGUAAGCUUGAGUAUGAUCUCGGUGGAAACGCAGCCCUCAAGAAAAACAAAGAUUCGCCACGCCGGCAUCACCAAUCUACAAAGUCAACGAGUGCCACAAACCAGGUUGAUCGUAAACCGUCCAUACGAACACAAGACUUUGUCGACCAAGCGGCACAAAUCAUGGCUAUGAUUCGAAACCAAGUAAAACCAAACACAAUGGAAAGUGUUGAAGAAUCAGAAGAGGACAACCAGACUCUUAGAGACCAUUCCAACAUUCAACCCUCUCACCAAGAAUCAACAUUUGAACCGUUCGAUCGCCCUCCUAGCCGAGAAGGCCGCUCAACGUCGAAGCAAAUAGAUAUUAACGACAAUGCUGAGCUCGUAAGCAAGUUGAAGCGAUAUCGUGAGUUUAGUGAUGUCGCAGAUAUCAUCUCAUCUUCUAUGCGAUCUAUGAGCCUCGCGCAGCGGGCACAAACUCUUGGGCUUAAUGGACGAGACGACCCUCUUCCAACAACGGGCGAGCUAGAAAGCGACAUACCCAACAUCAAACUUUCGGCUAACCCAGACCGACCUUUGGAUACCAACGCGCUAGGCGACGACUACCCAACGAAUUCUUCCGACAGAGUCUCUAGCGAUUCCGCACCGACAUUAUCGUCCCGUGGAUCAGACUCAAAGCGUAUAAUCCAUCCUGAUACGGUGUCCCAUUUAAUACCUAAUAGGGUGGGAAGCAUGUAUCUGGAUACGCAACAGAACAUCUGGAUCAAGAAGAAGGAAUCGGGAUCUCCUGUUAAAGAAGUUCAACUGCCUUCGAGCCCACACGAAGAAAGCAGUGACGACGACCCAUUUGCCCACAUACCUGACCUCUCUGUUGAUUUGACAAAGGAGUUGCAGCACCUAAAGAAGGCAUCUGGAUCUUAUGAUGCACGUAAUAGCCCUGGUGGUGCAGCAAUGCCACGCAUGGUGUCUACUGCUCGUUCCGAGUUGGCAAAGCUGGAAGAAGCUGGUGCUACUCCCGAGCACUUCGCCACCAAAUCCGCUGGAAAACGUCGAAAUACUGCCAUUUCCUUCUCUUCGCCCGUGGCAUCAUUUAUCCAAGAGAAUUUACCCGAAUUCAUGGAUAGCUUUGAACAGGAAGAGGCCUCAUACAACCGUUCAGACGAUAACGAUAUCGAAACUAAUGCGCAGCCAUCCCGACGGACGUCAGGAGGCAGAAGCUCACAACCUGCACCCAACAGAUACGGAUCUGUUCGGGGAGCGGACUUUGUCCCUCGUCCUGUCUCGCCGAUUGACGAAGGCGACGAGGAAGCCACUGUGGAGUUGCCUUGGGAAGAGGAUCAACAACUGAGCAUCAUUGGCGACCAAAGCUUGAUUGCUCGCCGAACACCCGAUCGACAAACUGGCUCACUGAGCUUGAUUAUCAAUGGUGGCCAUAAUGCCCUCACUUUUCUGGGUGAAGAUAGUCUCUUGCUUGGCCAGAAUGUUGGAAUGUUGUCUCUAAGCCCACUUUCGGAGUUUACUCUGAACCAACCAGAUCAGUCCUUCGGCUUGGAGGUAAGCUAUCUCGUUGGCCAGCGCCACGUAUCAACUGGCGAUGGCUCGAAGAGAGUGAUGUCCAUGACUAUAAGGGAUCUUGUGGACCGACUUAGCGAAGUUGAACCGUGUGAGCCGUACUGGGAAGACCUUCGAGAACUGGACUUGCAUGAAAAGCGAUUGACGAGCCUACACAUGUUGGAUGAGUUCUGUAGCCGUGUGGUCAGUUUGGACGCUUCAUCCAAUGCGCUCGGACACCUAGAGGGCGUCCCACAAAGCGUCAGACAGCUGAAGGUGUCUGAAAACAAGCUUACUGAGCUUACAUCAUGGGAUCAUCUGAUGAAUCUACAAUAUGUGGAUAUCUCAGGCAACGAGAUUAAGAGCUUGUCUGCGUUGAAACACCUUGUACACCUGCGCAGUUUGCGCGCAGACAACAACCAAAUUGCCUCUCUUGAUGGCAUGGGUCACCACGAUGGUCUCUUGUCUCUACGCGCACGGGACAAUGUCAUCGAAGAUCUGGAUUUUGAGGACGCCGCAAUGGAUCGACUGACAGAGCUUGAUCUGGUAGGAAACAGCAUCAAGUCUAUUCGUAACUUGGAGCUGUUGCCCUGUCUUGCACGACUAAAGCUGUCCCAGAACAAUCUUGAGUCGUUUGCGUUGCCAGUUUCUAUGCCGUCUCUUCGCCACCUGGAUAUCAGUGAUAACAACAUUGUUAGCCUCGACGUGUCAAACAUGCCAAAUCUACACACACUACAUGCUGACCGAAACCAGCUCUCAUUUAUCGAGGGUCUGCACAAGGCGAAGAGGCUGGAUAGCCUGUCACUACGCGAGCAACGUGGAGAGGUCGGUUUGGACUUGAAUUUGAUUGCGAGCGCUUGUGAGAUUCGCAAGCUGUACCUGUCUGGCAACUACCUCGGCACGUUUAAGGUGCACGUGGAUAUGCUCAAUCUACAACUUUUGGAAUUGGCAAACUGCGGGUUGUCCAAGCUUCCAAAGGCCAUUGGCCAGCAGAUGCCUAAUCUACGAACGCUCAAUGUCAACUUCAACGCUAUCGCAAACCUAGCACCGCUUCGAUUUAUCCCUCGUCUGAAGAAUUUGCUUGCGGCGGGCAAUCGUCUGGUAGAUUCUACAUCCGUUACGAAGCUCCUGAUCGACUUUCCCCAUCUGUCGCGGUUGGAUGUCCGUGACAACCCCAUGACGCUUGGCUACUACGUGCCAUCUCAGGCGCUAGUAUUGAUGAAUUCCGAGGAUAAGAGCGCCCGCUUCACGCUACCGGAUGCCGACGAGGAGCACGACAUGAAGUUUUCCAGCCGUCUCGAUGAAGCCACACGUCUGAGGCGCCGUCUGCAUCAAGUUGUGUUGGCUGCUAGCUGCAAGCGGUUGCGCAUGCUAGAUGGGCUGCAAGUGCGUCGAAAGGAACUUCUGGCUAUGGACACCGUGCUGGUUAAGUUGAUUGAAGAAGGCAUGCUUCCGGAUCCAACGCGAGACGACGCUGAUGAGGGCUGUGAACCAGCGGCCAACGAGGAGGGCGAGGAGCCACAGAGCAGCCGGUGGCAGGCAGAGAACAGCUUUGCCUAA
Messenger RNA from [Torrubiella] hemipterigena, 5124 nucleotides. NCBI's taxonomy places the organism in Eukaryota, Fungi, Ascomycota, Sordariomycetes, Hypocreales, Clavicipitaceae. The record is from the annotation of a GenBank genome assembly.